AUGAAAAAGGUUUACUGUUUUUUAUAUUUUUGCAACGGGUUUUUUAAUGGUACAACGUAUAACAGAAAAACGAUUUUCAACGUAAAUAUAAAAAGGGUUAAGGAUAUAGGAAAUAAGCAUACACAAAAGAAUAAUCACAAUUUUAGUCAUAACUUUAAUCACAAACUUUACAAUGCGGAUGAGAGUAAUUAUAGCCAAUUUGACAUAAAUCGCGACAAUGAAUAUAACGACAUUCUAAAUGAUAUAAUAUAUGAAUAUGAGAAAGAAAAAAAGGAAAAAAAUAAAGAAGGGGAGAACACAUCUCAAAUAACUGACAAAAGUAGAGAAGAAAAAAAUAAAGCCAACACAAAUAGUGAUACAUACAUACCGAAAAAUAUAGAACAACAUAAAUCCCAAGAUGACAAAGAUGACAAAGAUGAAAAGGAUGAAAAAGAUGGAGCACUAUGGGAAAAGGAAAUUAAACGAAUAAAUAAACUUAAAAAUAAUAAUUUGUUAAAUUUAUGUGACUUAAAUUAUGACCUGCUAAAACUAGUUGUCAAUACAUCAAAAGUAGAUGAAAAUAAUGAAGAUGAAAAUUAUAAUAAAAUAAGUUUAUUUUUAGAGUCACAAGUUAUGAAUAAAAAUAAAGGAGAACCAAAUAUGUGUAUUGAUGACAGUAUAGGUAGAUACUUUUUAAAUGCUGACGAUAAUUUUAUAGAAACCAUUUCAGAGAAAGAAUUGCAUUGUUUCAAAAAUAUAAUACAUAAAAAAAUUAUUUAUCUUAAAUAUCAGUAUUUAAAAAAGUAUAAAAGUGCUAUCGAUGAAGUAAAAAAAGUUAGCAAAACAAAAACCGAAGAAAUAAAUAAACAUGUGUCGCUAGUAUAUGAAGGAGAUGAAAAUGAGAAAAAUAAUGAAAGUGUCGAAAAUGAUGAAGGAAAAAAUAGCAUUCAUGUAAACUACUCUGAAGAAAAUGAAAUGGAAACAAAAACCCCAGAACUGUCUUUAGAAAAAAUCAAUGAAAUGAUAGAUCUUAAUCAAAAGCUUUCUAAAUUGCAAAAAAAUUUUGAAGACUUAAAAAAGUUUGAUAUAUUUAAAGUAUUAAAUGAAAAUCGAUUUUUAAAUAAUUUAAAAAUAAAAAAUUUUCAAUUUGUUGACUAUCCUUGUGCUUCUUUAAAGGAAGACAUGGAUCAGUUCCUAAAAAAUGUGAAAAUGAAAAAAAAUGAAAAUGUAGAAAGUGAAAUGGAAAAUUACUGCUACUUGAGUGUCCCUAAAAUGAAUGAUAUGCAUUUUUUAAAUAACGAUAAAAAAACAAUAAUAAUAAAUGUACCUACUGAAGAAAAAAAAGAAAAAAAAACAUUAAAACCUGUGAAGGAAUUAAAUAUUGAAACAGAUAAAGCAAUACUAUUACUAAGUCAGAAUGAUAAAAAUUUGAAUGUUAGUGUUCGAAAUAUUUGCGAUAAAAUUGGGUAUCUAACACAAGGGUUGUGUAUAUAUCCUCGAUUGCACAGUGAAAUAAACGAUCACGCAUUUGAUAAUAAUAAUGAUGAGAGACAUUUGAAAAAUGAACAACUCAUAAAGAGACUACUAAUAUUAUUAAUCUUUUAUUUUAAGAUAAAAAAUGUUUAUGUUAUAUGUAUGGAUGAUAUAAGUUCAAAAAUUUUUUAUAAUUUUAUCAAAAAUAAUAAUAAUAUUUUUAAGGACUUUUACACAUGGGAUAUAAAAGAAGGAAAGGAUGGAGAAGCUGAUCCAAACUUAGAAAAAAGAGAAUAUGUAGAUCUUGAUGAGAUGACAUUUUCUCAAUUUUUCAACAGAAAUUUUGUACCUCUAUAUACAAUAGAAUCAAUAAUAAAAAACUAUGUGUUUUUAAUGAAUAAAGAUGAAGAAUUUUAUGAUAUUUCUUUUUUUAAAAGAUCUUGUUUAUUUAUGUUUUUAAAUAAAAAUUUAAACAAACAAAGUCAUGUUUUUUUUUCGAAAGUUCAACAUUUUUUUUAUUACAAAAAAUUUGAUUACCCAUAUAUAUAUAAUAUUGAUAAUAAAUAUUCAGUAAGCACUUUAAAAAGUUUUAACGAAAUUAUUUUAUAUCUAACCACCUGGAUUGAUAUAUUUAAUACUGGUGAGUCAGAGAAUUUUAAUUCAGGUGAUAGACUUAACGAAGAUGAGCAAGAGCAGGAAGAAGAACAAGGGCAAGACCAUUUAGAACCGGCUAUAAAUAGUGGACCUACCAAAAGUGAUGACGACAUAAGUGAAAACUACGACCCAAACCGAGUUGAUGAAACAGAACAAAGAUAUAACGAUGAAGAUGAGACUUCUAUGGAAGAUGAAUAUUCAGAGUUUGAUGAGUCAGGCGAUGCUGACGAAAGGGAAUGCAGUGGUGGAUAUGGUGACAACCCAUAA
Molecule: messenger RNA, 2373 nt
Organism: Plasmodium vinckei vinckei
Lineage: Eukaryota; Apicomplexa; Aconoidasida; Haemosporida; Plasmodiidae
Product: conserved Plasmodium protein, unknown function
Exons: 1
Coding region: 1-2373 (790 amino acids)
Source: RefSeq, a predicted model, not a curated record